Anopheles marshallii is the source of this 579-nucleotide messenger RNA. Its product is annotated as cuticle protein-like. The transcript is spliced from 2 exons. The coding region runs from base 1 to 579 and encodes 192 amino acids. Lineage: Eukaryota; Metazoa; Arthropoda; Insecta; Diptera; Culicidae. The record is from RefSeq and is a predicted model, not a curated record.
AUGUUCCGAUUGGUGGUGUUGUCCGCUCUUCUUGCCGUUGCCGCUGCCGCUCCGGGGUACAUCCACUCGAGCCCGGUCGCCUACUCGACCGUUGUUGCUGCCGCGCCGACCCUCGUCGCCCAGAAGGAGAUCUCGUACCAGAAGAGCAUCGUCGAGGAGCCGACCGUGGCGCAUGUUGGUACCGUGCUGAAGACCAUCCCGACCGGUGUGACGCACACCAGCUCGGCCGUGGUGCACGACACGAAGGUGCACGAGAAUGUGUAUGCUCCGGCGGUGAAGAAGACCGUGGUGUCGACGCCGGUUGAGAAGACGACCUAUGUUCAGGCUGCUGCCCCGGUGGUUCAUGCCGCCCCGGCUGUCUAUGCUGCCCCGGUCCAGACGGUCUAUGCUGCUCCAGUUGCCAAGACCUACACCUAUGAUGCGCCGGUUGCCAAGACCUACGUCCAUGCUGCCCCAGCUGCCGUUGCCUACGAGGCCGCCCCAGUGUCGUACGUCGCUCCGCUGGCCAAGACUGCCUACGUCAGCAGCUACCCGUCGGUGUACUCCGCCCCGGCCGUCUAUGCCAGCCAGUACCACUAA